Molecule: messenger RNA, 2797 nt
Organism: Labrus mixtus (cuckoo wrasse)
Lineage: Eukaryota; Metazoa; Chordata; Actinopteri; Labriformes; Labridae
Product: phosphofurin acidic cluster sorting protein 1-like
Exons: 24
Coding region: 123-2609 (828 amino acids)
Biological process (GO): protein localization to plasma membrane
Molecular function (GO): transmembrane transporter binding
Source: RefSeq, a predicted model, not a curated record
CAGAGAGGAGACGAUGGCCGCGGUUGCAGACAGAGGAGGAGUCCGGGGAAGCGGUUUCCCUCCAGACCCGGACCCCACCGCGGGUUCCGGGUCCGCCGGGGAGGAGGACGGCCGCGUCCCCGAUGCCGAUGAACCUGUUUGCGACCUGGGAGAUAGACCGGUCCUCCCCGAGCUGCGUGCCCAGGCUGUGCAGUCUGACCCUGAAGAGGCUGAUGGUCCUGAGAGAACUGGACCGAGAGCUCAGCUCCGUGGUCAUCGCGGUGAAGAUCCAGGGCUCCAAGCGGACUCUAAGAUCCAACGAGUACCUUCUCCCUCCAGACGGCGUGAUGGAGACAGACCUGGAGCUCACCUUCUCCCUGCAGUACCCUCAUUUCCUGAAGCGGGACGUGAACCGGCUGCACGUGAUGCUGCAGAGGAGGAAGAGGUACAAGAACCGGACCAUCCUGGGCUACAAGACGCUCGCUGUGGGCGUCAUCAACAUGGCCGAGGUGCUGCAGCAUCCAACAGACCGAGCCCACAUCCUCGGUCUCCAUAGCAACCUCAAGGACGCCUCGCUGCGUGCGGCAGAGCUGAGUGUUCUCUCUCUCUCCAGCCAGCCAAUCGAACAGGAGGACACAAGCGGUCACCACGGCAACAAGACCAAGGCCUCAGAUCGCUCUCCUGACUUGGAGAACUACUCGGAGGACGAUGACGACAGCUUCUCCUCGGAACAGGAAGGAAGUGACGACGCCGUGCAGACUCAGGACAUGUACGACGACGAUGAAGACGUCCAGAGAAAGACGAAGAAGUCUCACAGGAAAAUGAUCCGAGCGACCUCGCUGACGCAGCAACCGAAUUUCAAACAGAAGUUUGUCGCUCUGCUGAAAAGAUUCAAAGUCACAGACGAGGUCCUGGACUCGGAGCGGGUGGGUCAGAGUCAGGAGGUGGAGGAGGACCUGGAUCUCCUCUAUGACAGUCUGGAGGUUUACAACCCGAGCGACAGCGGCCCCGAGCUCGAUGACAACGACAGCAUCGUGAGCACGCCUAAACCCAAACUCAGGCCGUUCUUUGAGGAGAGCUCUCAGACUGAGAUGAAGAGUGAGAACAGUCAGCACCAACACAGAGAACAGACUACAGCUGCUGCAGAGCUGUCGUCUUCCGGAGGUCUGGGGACUCACGACGAGUCCAAAGGAGAGGAGGCUGGCCCCGGGGAAGUGGAGGAGGAUGUUGUCAUGGGAACAGAUGCAGGCCCAGCUGCAAAACUCUGCAAAACAGAGUCUGAAACACACAUUUCACCGAGUAAGACAGGAAGUCAGCUGUCUCGCCAUCACUGGAGCGGCUCCCUGAAGGACAGACAGAACUCCAGAGGGACAGACAGAACCAGCAGUGUGGAGAGUGAGACGUCUUAUGACUACAGGAUUCCUCCUCCUCAGGUUGCCAGGAAGUCUGUCCUGGAUCAGCUGAACCACAUCCUGUUCUCUGAUGAUCAGAUCCCUGAUUCCAUCAUCCUGAUCAACACCACAGACUGGCAGGGACAGUACCUGUCGGAGCUCCUGUUCGAUCAGCCAAUCGUGUGCACCGUCUCAUCAGCUGACGUCCAGGCCGCCUUCAGCGCCAUCCUGAGCCGGAUCCAGAGAUUCUGUAACUGUAACUCCCAGACUCCGCCCACUGUGAAGGUGGCGGUGGGCGGGGACCAGAGUUACCUCAGCACCGCCCUCAGCUGCUUUGUGGAACAGCUGGCCAGCAAGACACCUGAUUGGCUGAGCUACCUCCGCUUCCUCAUCCUCCCAGUCGGAGCCCACCCACUCGCCAAGUACCUGGCCGCCCUGGACAGUAAAUUCAACGGCCUGUUCAUGGACGCCGGCUGGAGGGAGCUGUUUGCCCGGGUGGAGCCGCCGCCUCUCGAUCCAGUGGGCGUGGCAGGCCGAGUGUCUCAGUACCUGAGUGGAGCCGCUGUGUCCCACCUGUGUCCCAUCUCAGAGGCCAUGCUCACCUGCAAACACAAGAGCCCCGAUGACGACUCCUGUCAGAAGUUUGUUCCCUUCAUCGGGCUUGUGAAAGUAGGCAUUGUGGAGCAGAACUUCCUGUCCACCUCAGUUGACUCCGAUGACAUCAUACUGGGGUCUCCACCCUCCCAACCAGGACCAAUCAGCAUCACCGCCACACCUCCUCCCUCCCCCUCCAUCAGCUGUGCCACCGAGGUGAUGGGUCUACAGGUGGACUACUGGAGCAGUCAGGGGGGAGGAGGAGGAGAGAGGAGGAAGGAGGCAGGGAUGAAGAACACUCUGAAGAGUAACUUCAGAGCUCUGCAGGUUUCAAGGAUCAGUGGAGGAGAGCUGAUGAGCAUGACGGUGGUGACCAAAGAGAAGAACAAAAAAGUUAUGUUCCUCAGUAAGAAGACCAAGGAAAGAGAGGCGGAGUCUAGGAGCCAGCUGAUCGAAGGAAUCAGUCGACUUAUCUGUACCUCCAAACACCAACACACACUGAGAGUCUCUAUAGACGGAGUCGAGUGGAACGAUGUGAAGUUUUUCCAGCUGGCGGCUCAGUGGCCGACUCAUGUCAAACACUUUCCUGUCGGGAUCUUUGGCUACAACAAACCCUGCUCCCUCACCUCCUCCUCCCACCUGUAACCCCGCCCCCACCUUCAGUCUCAUUCUGUUAUAAAUAUUUCUAACAUCUUUUUAAUCAUUUAUAUUUAUUACUGUAAAUAGUGUACACAGCCUCAAGUGUGUGUUUUUUUGAAUAUAUUUAUAAUGAUAAAAGGAGCUGAAGUAUCUCGGGGUCUUGUUCACAGUGAGGGUAAGAUGGAGCGUGAGAG